AUGAUCGAGGUAAUCGAUAAUUUCCCAAAAAUACCAUUUUUACAAUCUACCAAACAAAAUUAUUUAGCAUUAGAAUUACUUUUGCUUACUACGGCCUGUACUUUGUUAGUAUGGUUCGUUCAAUUUAUUUGGGGAAGAAGAAAAUUAUACUCGUAUGCCAGACAAGUUCCUGGACCGCCUUCAUUACCAUUAAUUGGAUCUCCUUGGUAUUUUAUGGGAAAUUCUUACGAUAUUUUGUCCAAUGUGUCUAUGUUGUUUGAUACUUAUCCGUCAGUAUUUAAAGUAUGGUUUGGACCCAAACUGUUUUUUGCUGUAUCAGAACCAAAACACUAUGAAAUUUUAUUGACAAAAUGUUUGAACAAGGAAUCACUAUACGAUGGAGCCAAUGUGAUAGCUGCUGAUGGACUGUUUACAUCAAAACGUGAUACUUGGAAAAAACACAGAAAAUUAAUAGCUCCAACAUUUAAUCAACAAAUUUUGGAUAAUUUUGUCGAAAUAUUUUCGGAACAGGCUGAGGUCCUCGUUCAUAAUUUAAAAAAACAUGCUGGAAAAGGGGAGUUUGACAUAUUUCAUACUAUUUCCACAUGUACUUUGGAUAUCAUAUGUGAAACUGCAAUGGGCGUUAAAGUUCAUGCCCAAACUAUCGAUGCUCUUUACACCAAAUGGGCCGAUAGAAUGCUGGAGAUAAUAUUUUUAAGAAUCUUUAUUUUAUGGUACCAAAAUGACUUCCUGUUCAACUUAUUGCCGCUUGGUAGAGAAGCUCGCGAUAUUGCUAAAAAUAUGAACGAAUUCUCUGGAAGGGUAGUAAGAGAGAAGAAAAAAGCGUUUGAUGAAAAAAUCAGAGAAAGAAAAAAUUCCAUAGGAACCUAUUUCGAAAACGAAACGCCUAAAAGGAAAGUCUUCUUAGAUUAUUUACUUGAAGUGACCAAUGAUGAUAAUGUGGCAUUUACAGAGCAUCAAUUACGACAAGAGGUUAACACAUUUGUUAUUGCGGGCUCAGAUACCACUGCUACUUCAAUCUGCUAUGUUUUUACCAUGCUUGGCUUGCAUCAAGAUUUACAGGAAAAAGUUUACAAUGAAAUAAUCGACGUUCUUGGUCCUGAUCGACAACCUGAACCAUCGGAUUUGCCGAAAUUUAAAUACUUGGAGAGAUUCAUAAAAGAAACUCAACGAUUAUUUCCGUUAGCUGGACUAAUAGCACGCGAGGUGGAAGAGGAUAUUAACUUAGGUGAGUACGUCGUACCAGCUGGAGCAUCAGUCGUAUUCGGUUUUCUACAUACUCAUACGAACGAGAAAUACUGGCCGAAUCCUUUCAAAUUCAACCCCGAUAGAUUUUUGCCGGAAGAAGUGGCUAAAAGACAUCCCUGUACAUAUGUACCAUUUUCAUAUGGGCCUAGAAAUUGUAUUGGUCUCAAAUAUGCUAUGAUGGCUCUAAAAUCUUUACUUGCCACCACUUUAAGGAAAUUCAGGAUAUUUACAUCGUACCAAAAAGUAGAAGAUAUAAAACUCAAAGCUCACUUAGUCUUGAGACCUAAAGAUGGAUAUAAAGUAUAUAUAGAGCAUAGGACUUGA
Molecule: messenger RNA, 1572 nt
Organism: Psylliodes chrysocephalus
Lineage: Eukaryota; Metazoa; Arthropoda; Insecta; Coleoptera; Chrysomelidae
Source: the annotation of a GenBank genome assembly